AUGGACCCUCAACUUGGUACUGCCAUUGGUUUAUCUGAAGGUCAAAAGGUCAAUGUUGAAUUCUGUCGCAAUGUGCCCGAAUGUACUACGGUAAAUGUAGAACCUCAUACUGAAGACGACUGGGAAAUACUGGAAUUACAUGCUGGUUAUGUAGAAGAAAAUCUACUUAGUCAAAUCCGAGUGGUAUAUACAAAUCAGUUGAUGUGUGUUUGGAUUCAUGGGAAGACAUUGGUGCGUUUACGAGUGGCCGAACUCAAUCCAAGGAAUGAAUUUGUCAAGUUGACUACAAAUACUGAAGUGAUUGUUGCUCCCAAAGUACGUCAAUUGACAAAAGCCUCUGAUUUAGCUGCCUCUGCUCAAUUCUCCUCAGCAAAGGACCAAAAGAUGUCCACUCCUCAUAUUUGUUUACGGAACUUGUCUGAUACACCUGAUAUAGUUACUACUCCCAUGUCCGUGAUGAUACACCCUGAUGAUCUUUCUGGUGUCAGUCAAGGUCUAGUGCGAUUAUCCAAAGUGAUUCCUGUUUCUACUACCGACAAUGAUGAAGAUAAAGAGAAUACGAUGAUCGAUGAUGAUCUCUCGUCUCCUGCCAAGUUUGUCUACGCUUUUCUAGAAAUCAGUACUACUAUACCUCGUUAUCAUGUAUCUUUAGGAUCUGUCAUCAAAUCAACUCUGGACUUGGACGAUUUUGACAUUGUUAGGUUGGCUGCUGUAACAGUAAGGAAAUCGACUCCUGGAUCUCUAGUGUUUAGACGUUUCGUCACUUCUCAAGCUUCUAAUUCUACUUUAAAGUUUGACUUGGAUUCCAAUCAAAAUCAAGCUCAGGAAAAGUCUCAAAAAGAAAAGAUAUUAUCUCAGGAAUUGAAAAAGGUAUUGUCAAGCAUGGCCGUUCAAGAUAGUAUAGCAUUGACUCAGGGACUUGUAGUAUCUCUUAGUGAAGGAAAAGGCCUUAUUCAAUUUGGGCAAAAGAAACGACUUUUUGGUGUUCUAGGUAACGGUAGUUCUCCGUCUGAUCAUUCUACAGAAUUAUACACAACAUUGUCUUCGACUCAAGUGAAGGAUCUUCAAAUUGAUAUUGGUGAAGAUAUUACCAAAAUGGAGGAUACAAAUAAGACGAAAAAGGCACCAUUACGUUCUUCUGAAAUGGGUGGAAUAGAAAAAAUCUUCAAACGAUUAUACCAUUAUACUAUGGCCAACAUUACCAAAGGGGAUUUGAAAAAUGCCCUUGGUGUACCGGGAUCUGGAGGUGUUUUGGUGACUGGAGCUCAUGGAUCUGGCAAGACGGAAUUAAUUCGAAAAUUACUUUAUACUGCAAGAACAGAUCGAUCAUCGCUGACAUAUACUUUGGAAGUAAAUUGUGCUGAAAUUGCUGAUGAACGGAUUCCAAACUUGAAGGAAAUGCUUCAAAAAUGGUGUGAUGAAGCUGCUUGGCAUGCACCUUCUAUUCUCUUCUUUGAUGAUAUUGAUCGAUUGAUUCCCGCUGAAGUGGAACAUGCUGAUUCCACACGAUCAAGACAUAUUGCCGAAUUAUUUACACAAGUGAUUUUGACAAUGACCAAACGACAUUCCAUCAUGGUGAUUGCCACUUCUCAACAACAAUCUAUUCAUCCAUCUUUGAUCACGAAUCAUGUAUUUAGUGAAUUACGACACUUGAACCCUCCUUCCCGUGAUGAACGAAAACAGAUUAUGCACUCCAUUAUGGCUCAAGGAUCUAGUGUUUUGACAAAGAGUUUGCCAAAUAUUGAUCUUGUCUCAGUGGCUUCUGAAACUGAAGGAUAUUUGGCUGCAGAUUUGAAAGCAUUGAUUGAACGAGCAGUUCAUGAAGGUGCUGUACGUAGUAUCAAAGAAAAAAUGGGCGACAAUAGGCUAGAACAAGUUGUGGAUACUGAUGAUCAACAAGUACAACAAUCUCUUCAAUUGAUUCAACAAGAUUUCACUCAAGCACGUGAAGGGUUUGUCCCAUCUUCUCUUCGUGGUGUCAAGUUGCAAAGUUCUGGUGUUAAUUGGUCAGAUAUUGGUGGUUUGAAUGAAACUCGACAUGCUCUUUUGGAAACUCUUGAAUGGCCUACUAAGUAUGCAUCUGUUUUUGCUCAAUGUCCACUCCGUCUUCGAUCAGGUGUCAAGGGUCCAGAAAUUCUCAACAAGUAUAUUGGUGCAAGUGAAAAAUCCGUCCGUGAUCUAUUUGAGCGUGCCUCCGCUGCUAAACCUUGUGUACUUUUCUUUGAUGAAUUUGAUUCUAUUGCACCAAGACGAGGUCAUGAUAGUACUGGUGUAACAGAUCGUGUCGUGAAUCAAAUGUUGACUCAAAUGGAUGGUGCUGAAGGAUUGGAUGGUGUCUAUGUUUUGGCAGCUACUAGUCGACCUGACCUUAUUGAUCCAGCCUUACUUCGUCCUGGUCGUCUUGAUAAAGCACUUUUAUGCGGUAUGCCAAACUUUGAUGAACGUUUAGAGAUUCUUCAAGCGCUCUCUCGAAAAAUGACGCUGGCAUCAGAAGUGGAUUUGAAGGAAUAUGCUAAAAAAACAGAAGGAUUUUCCGGAGCAGAUUUGCAAGGAUUUCUUUACAAUGCUCAUUUGGAAGCGAUUCAUGGUACUAUCAAUAUUGACAGCUUCAAGGAACAACAAAAGAAAGAAAAGGAAGUAACGGAAAAUAAUGAAGAAAUCAAUGGUGAUUUUGUGAUGAUUGGUGGUCACGAUGGCGAUUCCGGCAAAACAAAGACACCUUUGACACUUGCUGAAAAAGGACAAAUAUCCCAACGAUUGACUAUGAUUAAGAAAGGGAUCAAGGGAAACAAUAAUAAGAAGAACAAUGUCAAGAAGGCUAAAGUAGUUGAACAAGAGGUUGCGAUGAUCACGGUUGGAUAUCUAGAAAAAUCGUUGAAAUCUACUCGACCUUCCAUUACGGCUGAAGAAUAUAUGCGACUUAAAUCUAUCUAUGAUGAAUUUGUGACUGGACGUACUGGUGAAUUACCCUCAGGUGAAGGUGCAAAAGGAAUUGGAAAACGAUCGACUUUAGGAUAG
Molecule: messenger RNA, 3018 nt
Organism: Halteromyces radiatus
Lineage: Eukaryota; Fungi; Mucoromycota; Mucoromycetes; Mucorales; Cunninghamellaceae
Product: P-loop containing nucleoside triphosphate hydrolase protein
Exons: 15
Coding region: 1-3018 (1005 amino acids)
Biological process (GO): protein import into peroxisome matrix
Cellular component (GO): peroxisomal membrane; peroxisome; cytosol
Molecular function (GO): ATP binding; ATP hydrolysis activity
Source: RefSeq, a predicted model, not a curated record